This is a messenger RNA of Cuscuta epithymum, 1393 nucleotides long. Lineage: Eukaryota; Viridiplantae; Streptophyta; Magnoliopsida; Solanales; Convolvulaceae. The record is from the annotation of a GenBank genome assembly.
CUGAAUUUCUAUCAAGCUCAAGCUAAAGCUCGAGCUCGUUUACACUCGUACUCCGUAAGUCUGUAUGAGUGAACUAACAGGCUAGCUUCUUCGUCCGUUUCUUCAUCAACAUCCGCUGUCGAUGUCCUGAAACAGAAUCAGAUUCCGAUCCGCCCAUCUUCUCGAGUGUCAAUCAUUUAAUUGUUAUCGAAAGAAUUAGUAUCCGGUAAAAACGACUGAAGAUAGAACCCCCAAAUUAUUCUGCUAAAGCUGUCAGUUUUUUUUCUCCAAUGAAUUCCUCUUCCAAUCUGCAUUUUCUUGUCGAUAUUCAUGCCAGCGCCAGACACAUCGGCGGCCCGUGCCAUUUGUAUGUCUAAAAGUUGUUAUUACGUAUUUUCAGUCAUGGAUUUUUUUUAUGAAAGAGCAUGUGUAUUACAAUGGUAGACUGUUGCGUGCGUUGAAGGGUUGAUUGAGUUCUUAUUCUUUUCCUAACAAAAAGGAUUGCUUUUGCGUACAUUAGUUUUCUUUCUGUUAGAACUUCAUUAUACUGUGAGGUUACCUGUUAUUUUUCUGGGAAGUCUUGCCGGCUGAUAUGGCUGAGGGGUUGGGUAUGAAAUUUCACAUAUUGUUUUGUCUUGCAAGAUUUGAUUUUUUGAUGUUUUUGCUUUGAUUAUUGUUGGGAAAUGAUAGUUUUGAAUCCAUCCCGUUAAGUCCUUGGUUUGUAGAGAUUCUCUUUGGAUAUAUUAUACUCGUUGCCUUGUUGGUGUUCAUCAUGAAGAAGAUUUUCUUACAAUGUUUCACCCGAGGGAUACCAGGUGAUGGAAGAUGUUUGUUCCGUUCCGUGGUUCAUGGGGCUUGUCUAAGAGAAGGACAGCCAUCUCCAGGCGAAAGCUAUGGAAGACAACUUGCUGAUGAGCUCAGAGCAAAAGUCGCAGAGGAGUUUAUCAAGAGGCGAGCAGAUUCUGAAUGGUUCGUGGAAGGAGAUUUUGAUACAUACGUAAGGCAGAUAAGACAGCCCCACAUAUGGGGAGGUGAACCUGAACUCCUCAUGUGCUCCCAUGUUCUACAGGCUCCUAUCACAGUGUUCAUGCGAGAUACGAAGACGAAUCGCCUUAAAGUCAUAGUAGAAUAUGGUCAAGAGUAUGGUGGGACUGAAAACCCUAUUUGUGUACUAUACAAUGGCUAUGGACACUAUGAUGCCCUCCAAAACCCUACUUUCCAAGUCCCAAAAACGCUCAAUGCGAAAAGAUUUUACCAAUAACACAUCUUAGGGGAGCCCAUGGAAGCCAGGAGAUUACUUUCCAUUAAAUUACUUUUGUGAUAACUUUAACUUUAUAACAGUGUUGUGUUAUUGUGUAAUAUACUAAUAUCUUCAAAACGAUAAAACAACAAUAAGAAAUGAAAACUUAUGUAC